AUGCAGUCGUUCUUACAAUACUGCCGUCUCCAGAAUCGAGUAGCAACACGUAUCGAGAUCGAGACAGAUCCCAUCGCUGAAGGGACAAAGGACGAAGCACGACUGCCAGAGAAGGACAAUGUUGUAGCGAGCAACGGCGACGACUCGACGGAUCCGAGGAACUGGUCAUCGUUCCAUCGCGGACGUGUCUUCGCGAUUGUCUGGCUUCUGGUGUUUUCGCAAGGAUGGGUCUCCACGUGCGACUCGCGUGUGGCGAAGCCCGAGUCGGAGGGGCUUCACGUUUCGGAGACGGCGCAGACUGUCACCACUGCAGUAUUCUUCAUCGGAAUUGCCCUGGGCGCGCUGUUCGCUGGACCGCUAUCUGAGACGUUUGGAAGGAACCCGGUAUACUUGAUCUCGACAUUCGUCUUGCUGACUUUUACGCUUGGAUCCGCUCUGGCGCCAAGUUUCGGGGCAUUGGUCGUGUUGCGGUUUCUCAGUGGGGUGGCGAGUAGUCCGACGUUGUCGAUUUAUGGUGGCACGUUGGCGGAUCUCUUUACGAAUGAGGAGAGGAGAAUGUUGGCGCCUGUUGCUGGUGGAUUCAUUGCGGACCGUAUCGACUGGCGAUGGACGUUGUGGAUUGGUCUGGCUUUUGUGGGUGCUGUCUGGCUACUGGCGGUUGCGUUCUUGCCGGAAACUUUCAGUCCGGUGUUGUUGCAGUAUAAGGCGAAGCAUCUGAGGGCGCUGACUGGGAAUGAUGCGUUUGUGGCUCCGACUGAGCAAGGCGAUGGUCUGGCGAAGCGGUUGCGGACGAAUAUCUCGCGGCCUAUCGCGUUCUGUACAUCGGAGCCGAUUGUCCUUCUACUUGGAUCCUACCUGAUCUUGAUCUUCGUCAUCAAUUUCAGCUUCCUGAACGGCUUGGACUUCAUCUUCACCGAUACCUACGGCAUCUCUACCGGCGUAGCGUCCCUGGCUUUUGUCAGCAUCACUGUUGGCGUCCUUAUCGAUAUCUCGACUACACACCUUCACACUCGUCUCUGUCGCAGAGUCCUUCGCCGAAAUUGCAGAGCAUUCGUCAAGAGAAAGCCAGCAGACCCAUCCGACGAAUCAUCCUCAGUCGACACAGAGGCCACAAUACCACCAGAGCUGAGCUUGAUCAGAGCGGCCAUCGCAGCACCUUUCCUACCACUCUCAUUGUUCUGGCUGGGUUGGACGAACUACUCAGACAUCAAUCCAGCUUCUGGCUACGUGGCGACAAUCUUCUUCGGAUACGCCCUCUCAGCCAUCUUCAUCUCUAGCUAUCAGUACAUCAUUGAUGGCUACGAGACUUACUCGAGCUCUGCACUGGCGAGUAUAACGAUGGCGAGAUAUGUGUUUAGUGCAGGGUUGGUCGUUGCAACAAGGCCGAUGUACCAGGGCAUUGGAGUUCAGUUCGUGAUGACGAUCAUGGGGACAUUGGCGUUGCUUCUGGUGCCUGUGCCGUGGUUACUAAUGCGGUAUGGCGAUCGGGUCAGGGCAAGGUCGAAGUUUGCCAGGGAAGUUGCCGAGUCGAGACGAUGUUCCUAUUGUUGCAGAGCUUUUGGUAAUUGA
Fulvia fulva is the source of this 1569-nucleotide messenger RNA. RefSeq names its product putative efflux pump kojT. The coding region runs from base 1 to 1569 and encodes 522 amino acids. The transcript has 2 exons. Gene Ontology annotation, biological process: transmembrane transport. Gene Ontology annotation, molecular function: transmembrane transporter activity. The record is from RefSeq and is a predicted model, not a curated record. NCBI's taxonomy places the organism in Eukaryota, Fungi, Ascomycota, Dothideomycetes, Mycosphaerellales, Mycosphaerellaceae.